Messenger RNA from Fusarium tjaetaba, 2217 nucleotides. RefSeq names its product CLC chloride channel. The coding region runs from base 1 to 2217 and encodes 738 amino acids. The record is from RefSeq and is a predicted model, not a curated record. Gene Ontology annotation, cellular component: early endosome; membrane; Golgi apparatus. Gene Ontology annotation, molecular function: voltage-gated chloride channel activity. Gene Ontology annotation, biological process: transmembrane transport; chloride transport. Lineage: Eukaryota; Fungi; Ascomycota; Sordariomycetes; Hypocreales; Nectriaceae. The transcript has a single exon.
AUGGCUUCCGACUCGACGCUUAUAGAAGCAGGUGAAAUGACGGAGACUACUCCUUUGAUCCCAUCUCACAAACGCCACAACAAGGAUUCUCUAUCGAUAAACACUGCCUCACAGCAGGACAGUCUACCAUAUAGUGACUACCAUACCAUCGACUGGCUUCAAGAUCUCGUGCAAGACAGUCAUCGGCGCCACAACUCAAAUCUCUAUUCGCGACGCGGGAUACGUUACCGCAUCACCAAGCUAUGGGACGCUUCUCAGGGCUGGGUCGCAGCUUUUCUCAUCGGUCUUCUUACAGCCUCGAUCGCAGCCUUCGUAGACGUCAGCGUUGAGGUUCUAGCAGAUCUCAAGGAUGGCUACUGCGCCAGUAACAUAUUUCUAAGUCGCCGAGCAUGCUGUGCAUCAGAGACAAACUGCCAGAACUGGAAGCCAUGGACAGAGAGCUACGUGUACGCAUACGCUAUCUAUGUCGGCCUUGCUUUGGCAUUUGGGAUCAUCGCUGGGAGCGUCACGGCUACUACGAAGAUGAAUCUCACUGCCGUUCCUCCGGAGAAAAAAGAGUCGUCUGCAAGUCCCGGUGGAAAGGUCAUGUACAUGGCAGCAGGAAGCGGCAUCCCUGAGAUAAAGACCGUAUUAUCCGGCUUCUGCAUUCCUCACCUCUUCGAUCUCAAAGUCCUCAUCGUCAAGGCCAUCGGAUCAAUUUUCGCAGUCGCGACAGGUAUGUGCUUGGGAAAAGAGGGACCCUUUGUACACAUCUCAGCUUGUGUUGGAUAUCUUGUCACCAUCUGCAUCCCCAAAUACGCGAGGAAUCAACGGAAACUCAGGGAGAUGCUCAGUAUCGCAUGCUCAGCGGGCUUAUCCGUUGCUUUUGGUGCUCCGAUUGGAGGUGUUCUUUUCAGCUAUGAGGAGAUUAGCACGUACUUUCCCCGAAGGGUACUCUGGAGGAGCUGUCUUUGCUCGGUCGUAGCGGCGGCUGUUCUUAAAGAACUUAACCCUACAGGUACCGGCAAGCUUGUUCUCUUUGAGACGAAUUAUGGCGUCAACUAUGAUGCUCUUCACUAUUUUGUCUUUGUUAUUCUCGGUAUCUGCGGUGGCGUCUUCGGUGGAGUAUUCUGCAGAGCCAAUUUCCUCUGGUCCAAGUCAUUCCGAAAGAUUUCGCUUAUCAAGAACAACCCUGUCUUCGAGUUGGCCCUUGUGACGUUGAUCACAGCGGUUCUUCAGUUUCCGAAUAUGCUAAUCAGAGAAACUGGGGAUAUUGUCAUGCAGCGAGUUCUUGUUGACUGCAAUCAUGCCGAGGAGGACUGGAUUUGCCAGCAAGAGGCCCAAGCUAGUGGCAAGGGCACUUACUACGCUUGGCUGAUCUCCGGGACAUUCGUCAAGUUAUUCUUAACGACCAUUACAUUCGGUUGCAAGGUCCCAUCUGGAAUUAUCAUCCCCGCAAUGGAUGCUGGUGCGCUCUUUGGUCGAAUGAUCGGGCAACUCAUCCCCAACAUCUCGCCGGGGAUCUUCGCCAUGGUCGGGUCAGCAGCCUUCCUAGCUGGCGUUAGCAGAAUGACUGUCAGUCUCGCUGUCAUCAUGUUUGAGCUGACUGGAGAGGUCAACUUCAUUCCGCCUUCCAUGAUCGCCAUUCUGACGGCGAAGUGGGUGGCAGAUGCAAUCAGUGCCGAUGGUGUUUAUGAUCUUGCUCAGCAUCUUCAAGGACAUCCCUUUUUGGAGGCUGAGGGUGCAAUCAGCAAGGUCAGGGAAUUCAGAGAUAAUGAAGGCACUGCGAUGGUCGACUCCCUUCUUCCUUCAAAAGGCGUCUUGGACGCUGUUGUGUCUGUUGGCCCGGACUAUCGUGUCCUCACAUCAAUACUCCACCAAAAGCUCUCUCAUCUUCAAAGCAGCGGCUUGAGCGACUCCGGACUUGUGUUCGUUAACGACAAGGGACUAUGUCAUGGCUAUAUCUCGCAAUAUAAACUGGAGCAAGUCCUGCACAUGAUUGAGAAAACCGAUGGUGUUGAAGAGUCUCGUGAGAUAAGCGUUCUUGAAGGUACUCUAGCGGAGGCGAUUAACAGAAGCCCCCUCGCUCUCUCAUCAAAAGCACCACUUGAGUAUGCUGUGGAGAUGUUUGGAAAGCUGGGCAUCAGUUACCUGGUUGUCACUGAGGAGGAUACGGCAAAGGUGCUGGGAGUUGUGUCGGCGAAGCAACUGAUCGCUUUUUUGGAUAAAUUGAAGUAG